AAUGAUCCAGGAAGGAAGUGGUGAAGCCGGUUGUCAAUUUCUUGCCAGGAACGAGAAUGGAGAAGAGUGCCUUUAGAUGUGUAGAAUGUAACAAGAAUGCUUUGGAAUUACAUAGGGAUUACAGCAAUGGGAUCUUAAAGAUCACUAUAUGUGAUUCUUGUCAAAAGCCAGUAGACAAGUACAUAGAAUACGACCCUGUGAUCAUCCUGAUUGAUGCUAUCCUUUGCAAGACACAGGCUUUCAGGCACAUUCUGUUCAACACCAGCCUCAACAUCCACUGGAAGUUGUGCGUCUUCUGUCUCCUGUGUGAGGCCUACCUCCGGUGGUCCGUACUCCAGCAGGGCUCCGAGCAGAGCAGCGACCCUGCAGACAUCAUCAGAUACACAAAGGAAUGGGACUUCUACGGCAUGUUCGGAUUAGCCGCCCUCGAACUCAUGGCCUUCUGCGGCGGUGUGUUCUGCUUCCUCUGGCUGAGCGUGGGGCUCCUGGGCGCGAGGCCUCAGCCACUGGACCCCCAGCAGCUCCUGCGGGCGCUACUGCUCUCCUGCUACGGCAAGGUCCUCGUCAUCCCCGCCGUCAUAUGGGAGCACGACUACUCGCCGCUGUGCCUGGGACUCAUCAAGCUUUUUGUGCUCACCUCCAACUCCCAGGCCAUCAGAGUGGUUCUCAAUAGCAGCAGGCGUCUGUCCGUGAUGGCUGUGAUUGCCGGCCUGCUGUCGGAAACCUGCAUGGAACUGGUCUUUCAGAAGCUCCCGCACUUUCUUCCGAACAUGCUUAUCUUCUGGUGAUCCAGAUGAUGCUGCAUUAAGGUGCUUGAAUGCAGAUGGGCGGAUACAGUGGCCGACUGGGAGCAGGUGGGACUUUUUAUUUUGGCGGAACAGUUCCAGAGCUAUCAUUAUUCGGCUGAACACAACCUCCCCGGACCAUCGAGGUAGAAAAACAAUCCACUAGAUGCUUGGAAUACUGAGCCUGGAGAGCUUUUGAGGUGGAAAUCAAAGGGCAAAUCUUGUUUGGUUUGGUUUUCUAUCGUUUCAUUGUUUUAAGGGAAACUCGUGUAGAUCCAUGGGAUUAGUUGGACUCCUGAUCUAAAUGACUGUUAGACCUGGUAAAUCCACAUCUUGGGUCUUGCUUUAGCCAAAUAAGGCUGAGAGCUUGCAAAUCACCCAAUGCUGGCUCACUGUUUGGACAGGAUUCAGACAGUACUCCACGCAUUCCUCAGCCUAAUAGAAAAAUACUACGCUUAACUUCCUCUCUCCCAUGUUGUCUCUCUCUCCCAAGCAAGAAAUUGUCAUUGUUGGGGAAAUUCAAGAGGAGCUAUUCUUCUAUGACACUAUCUUAACAAUGAGAGUUUGAGUGGCGCUUGGUGAGGGGAAACUUUAUAUGUCAUCUCAUGUUUGAGUUAUACAAGCAGAGGUUUAUCUUUUGUGAUGUACUUAUAUUUGAAUGCAUAUUUUCUCAGGAAUCUCUCCAUAUAAACUUCACUACCUAACCGAUUGAACUGAUUUAAAAAUACUUUUGGACAUAACAACAUGCAAGUAUCCUUGAAAGGUUGAAAUUGGAAACGCCACGCAAGCAUUGGGAAAUUGUGUGUGUGUGUGUGUGUGUGUGUGUGUGUGUGUGUGUGUGUGUGUGUGUGUGUGUGUGUGUGUGUGUGUGUGUGUGUGUGUGUGUGUGUGUGUGUGUGUGUGUGUGUGUGUGUGUUUUUGAGGUGACAACAUCCCAAUUUGUCUUCUUUGUCUAAAUGGCUGUAAUGGUUUGCUGUUUUAAAAAAAGAAAGAAAAAUAAUUCCAUCUCAUCUAUGCCAAAAUAUGCACUCUUGCACAUCACGCAUGGCUGAGUGUAUGCGUCUGCAACUUGGUAGCGCACACUACACGCCCUGCAGGUUGCAACACGUCUGUUCAGCAGAAGCAGCUGGUGUAAACAGCACACUAGUGUGGAAUGUGUGCUCCUCACCCAUGGGCGUAUCUGCACUGCGCUCCACUGCCACUGCAGAGAACGGUGUAGUCUGCGUUCCAGUUCUGCCAGAUACUAAUGGGGAAAUGAGGGAAGGUGGACUGGUCUAUCCUGAAGGGACACUGUGUGUUGUUUCAUAUAAAACCCAAUAAAUGCAGUUUAUUUUUCUUGAACCGACA
Molecule: messenger RNA, 2132 nt
Organism: Gadus morhua (Atlantic cod)
Lineage: Eukaryota; Metazoa; Chordata; Actinopteri; Gadiformes; Gadidae
Gene: arv1
Product: ARV1 homolog, fatty acid homeostasis modulator
Exons: 5
Coding region: 57-788 (243 amino acids)
Biological process (GO): sterol metabolic process; intracellular sterol transport; sphingolipid metabolic process
Cellular component (GO): cortical endoplasmic reticulum; Golgi apparatus
Source: RefSeq, a predicted model, not a curated record